Nerophis lumbriciformis (worm pipefish) is the source of this 1605-nucleotide messenger RNA. NCBI's taxonomy places the organism in Eukaryota, Metazoa, Chordata, Actinopteri, Syngnathiformes, Syngnathidae. The record is from RefSeq and is a predicted model, not a curated record.
AUGGGGAGGAUCAGGAAAAACCACUUUGGGAUUUUGACUUUUUCCCUGCUCGUCACUUUUGUCUGGACUCAAAGCGUCAAGGAUCUCAAAGAUCCCAGCAACAUGCCUCUGGUCAAAGAGACGGUGGACAGACUGAUGAACGGAUACGACAUUCGAUUGAGGCCCGAUUUUGGAGGUGCUCCUGUGGCCGUGGGCAUGAAUAUUGACAUAGCCAGCAUAGACAUGGUGUCCGAAGUCAACAUGGACUACACGUUGACCAUGUACUUCCAGCAAGCGUGGAGGGAUAAGCGGCUCUCAUACUCCGAGAUCGCCUACAACCUCACUCUGGACAACCGAGUUGCCGACCAGCUGUGGGUCCCGGACACUUACUUCCUCAACGACAAGAAGUCCUUUGUGCACGGCGUCACUGUCAAGAACAGGAUGAUCCGCCUGCAUCCCGAUGGCACCGUGCUUUAUGGACUCAGGAUCACCACCACUGCAGCCUGCAUGAUGGACCUUCGCCGCUACCCUCUCGAUGAGCAAAACUGCACCCUGGAGAUAGAAAGCUAUGGUUACACUACAGAUGAUAUCGAGUUCUACUGGCGAGGAGGAGAAGGUGCCGUUUCUGGCGUCGACAGGAUUGAGUUGCCACAGUUUUCUAUCGUCGACUAUAAACUCAUCUCCACAAAAGUGGUGUUCUCCACAGGCUCUUAUCCUCGCCUGUCCCUCAGCUUCAAACUGAAGAGGAACAUUGGUUACUUCAUCCUGCAGACAUACAUGCCUUCCAUCCUGAUUACCAUCCUCUCCUGGGUCUCCUUCUGGAUCAACUACGAUGCCUCUGCUGCCAGAGUGGCCCUGGGGAUCACCACGGUGCUGACCAUGACCACCAUCAACACGCACUUGCGAGAGACGCUCCCUAAGAUCCCCUACGUGAAGGCCAUAGACAUGUACCUGAUGGGGUGCUUCGUCUUCGUCUUCCUGGCCCUGCUGGAAUACGCCUUCGUCAACUACAUCUUCUUUGGCCAGGGCCCGCAAAGACAGAAGAAAGCGGCUGAGAAGGCGGCCACGGCCAAUAACGAGAAGCUUAGACCCGACCCCAACAAGUGGCUGGUGGGAAAUGUAGUUCAGAGAGAUGAUGCUCUGUAUGCCAGAAUGAAACAGAGGGAAAUUGACGCGUAUGACUCGAUGUGGGAUCCCAUCUUUGUGGACGAUGCCGCAUUAGGACUAGGCGAGCAAAGAAAUAAGAAUGAUGUAAAUGUCAAAGGUCAGAUGACUCCCGACGACAACAUCCUGUUCAGCACCCUGGAGAUGAAGAACGAAAUGGGGGCCGCCGGAGAUCUGUCCCGAGGCCUUGGAGCGCCCGGAGACCCCCGCAACACUAUGCUGGCCUACGAAAGCUCCACGCUGCAAUACCGCAGGGCGGCCAUGGCCCGCCAGAACUAUGGCCACAGCGCCUUGGAGCGCCACGCUCAGAAGAAGUCGCGCCUACGGAGACGGGCCUCGCAGCUCAAGGUGAACAUCCCGGACUUGUCCGACGUGAACUCUAUCGAUAAGUGGUCCAGGAUGAUCUUCCCCACCGUCUUCUCCUUCUUCAACGUGGUCUACUGGCUCUACUACGUCCAUUAA